Messenger RNA from Thecamonas trahens ATCC 50062, 1882 nucleotides. RefSeq lists its product as uncharacterized. The transcript is spliced from 2 exons. Bases 10 to 1860 code for a protein of 616 amino acids. The record is from RefSeq and is a predicted model, not a curated record. NCBI's taxonomy places the organism in Eukaryota, Apusomonadida, Apusomonadidae.
CAGGAUACUAUGUCGUACUUUGGCUCUCCUAUGAUGUACUCCCCGCAGGGCUACGGAUAUCCGCGGGGCAUGAUGAUGACGUCGCCGUCGUCGACGAUUUCGACCGUGCCGACUUCGCCGGCCACGCCGAGCUCACCGCGCGAGCAGACUAGCGGCAACUCGGACGCCGCCGCCCUCACUCGUGCUGCGGCAACCGAGUACGACUCGCCGUCGGCGCCGCCGCCGACGAUGGACCAGCUCAACCUGACCCCGGUCCUCACCUCGGGCACAGUGUCGCGGGAGGAGAACGAGUACGCAGCGCAGGUUGCCCACGCCAAGGCCAGCAUCCACGCCGCGCUAGAGAGCCUGGGCGAGAUCCCGGUCCCAUCCAAGGCCUUUGAUGACGUGCUACUCUCGGACCAGCUCGACUCGGCGCUGCCGUCUGCGCCGUCGAUCCUCCCGGACAACGCCGAGGCCAUCGACGCCAUCCGGUCUGCGCCCGACGCCGGCACGCCACGAACCACCUUUGCCGGCGUCCGCGCCCGCAUCGCCACCCUCACCACCGACAGCGCGCUCUCGCCGUCCAAGCUCCCGCUGGUCAACAAGCUGGGCGCGUAUGUGGACGAGGCCGCCGCCGCCAUCGAUGGCUCCCGCGACGUGGCGGGCGAGACCGCGUUUUGCGCCGCCGUCUCACAGCUGCUUGAUAAGAUCGAGGGCGUGCCGUCCGCCCAUCUGGCGCCCGAGGUCCUCGAGGAGGCCCACGCCGUCGACGCCCAGUGCGGCGUCUUUGAGGAGAAGCGCGCCGUCGAGGACUGGACUCUGGCCUGCGAGCAGGAGGAGACCGACCUCUACACCAAAGUCGAGGCCGUGCUGGCAAAGACCGGCGAGGCACAGGCGGUCAACGCUGAGACGUACGAGACGCUGACGGCGUUCAAGGUCAUCCCCGCUGAGCUCGACGUCGACUCAGUCCGGGCGCUCAUUGCCAAGGUCGAGGCCCAGCUCGUCGCCAUGCGCGACGCGGUCCGCGCUGGUCACCGCGCGGGCGCCAUGCUCUCCGAGGGCGUUUCGCGCUAUCUCGACUCGUGCCGCAAGUCGCAGGUCGCUGCCGCCGCCACCGUCGACCGGAUCUCGGCCCACAUUGCGAGCCUCAUCAACGACCUUGGCGACGCACACAUGUCGCUAUGGAAGGAGACCAAGCGGGUCAACGUCGUCGAGGGCACGAUGGACCUCAUUGCCAAGAAGAUCCGCGUCAACGAUGUGCUUGCCGAGGGCGAGGAGGAGGAGGCCGCCCGCAUUCUCACUGAUGCCCGCGCCCACCUCGCAGUCACCGGCCUCACCAACGAGACCAACGGCGACGUCUCCGCCGACCUCGCUGACCUUGCCCAGGCUCGCCUUGCCACCGUUGUCGAGGAGCUGUUCAACAUGAUGGCCGCCCGGCUCGCGCUCACCGCGCGCAAACACGCCAAACUUGCCUUUGCCGCCUUUGCCGUUGAGUCGUCCAUCGAAAUCCUCAAGCAGGAGCGCGAGGGCGUGCUUGUCAAGAAGCAGCGCUCCAACGCUGCGCAACGCGCCGACUGGGUUGCACAGUGCUCGCGCGAGGUUGCCGAGAUCGAAGACCGCAUCGCGUCUGAGGAGCGCCGUCUUGUGGAGGCGCUCCGCGACCGCAUGGCCGCCCGCGAGGCCUGGGUCUUCCUCUUUGACGCCCUUGCCUCGCUCGACCUCCCGCCCCACUAUGUUGACCAGCUCGACACCAUCAAGGCUGCCUGGGACUCUGAGCUCGAGCAGCUCAAGGACGUCGAGACCCGCCAUCUCGCCCGCGUCGAGCUCGAGGACCAGCUUGAUGCCACCUUCCUCUCAGCCUCGUUCAACACCUCGCACUGAUCAAUUGAAGCGCUCCCCCCCC